CGUCAUUAUCGUCUUUGACUUUGGAGUUGGUGAUUCACCGCUAUUUCUUACCUUUUGCGAUUUCGUAAAUAUUCCAUCAUUCUGUGUUUUCUAUCCGUAGUUGGACCACUAAAAUCCAGUGCUAAAUAAUACGCAUUCACCAUGAGUCUACAGUGGACCAUCAUCGCGACGUUUUUGUACGCCGAAAUAGGCAUCGUCUGCUUGCUUGCUUUGCCGAUCGCAAGUCCCUCCAAAUGGCAAAAGUUGUUCAGGUCAAAAUUCCUGGCUUACAUAAGCGGACAAGCGUCUGUGUACUUCCUGAUCCUUAUCGGAGUUCUGGUACUAUGCUUGCUGGACGCCAUUCGGGAGAUGCAGAAGUAUUCGAACAUCGAGGCGACGGAUCACCAGCACCUGGACGCUGAGAUGCAGGGUAACAUGCGUCUGUUCCGCGCUCAGAGAAACUUCUACAUCUCCGGUUUCGCGCUGUUUCUGCUGGUCGUGAUUCGCCGGUUGGUGCAGUUGAUUUCGGAGCUGGCGACUCUUCUGGCGCAGUCUGAGGCAAAUUUCCGGCAGGCGCAGAGCGCGUCCGUGGCCGCGAGGUCGCUGUUGGCCCAGGCGGGAGCCGGCGACGAGGCCACCAAGAAGCAGCUCGAGGACUACAAGGACCAAAUCUCAGCUCUAGAGAAGGAACUAUCCAAGGAAAAGAAAGACAAGGAGGCUGUGAAAUCGCAGGCUGAAAGUCUGUCAAAAGAGUAUGACAGGCUCACAGAGGAACACAGCAAACUGCAAAAGAAGCUCACAAUUGGUGGUGACAAGAAAGAUGAGUAAUUCUAAGAUUGUAGACUUUUCAAAGUCCAUUCUCAUUUGCUAAUCUAGGUAGUGUGAAAGAUAAUUGAUUGUGGCUUGCUUCAACUUUCCAAUGAGAUAUGAAACAACAAAUAUAUCAUUGAUUUGUGAACCUCGAGUCCUUGAGGUUUACUAGUUAUUGGAAAAAACAUACUUCAAGGUUAUGUUUUGAAAGUUAGCACACAGUUAAAGUUGGUAAACAUUCUUCCAGCAUUCUAAUAUCUUAACUUAUAGCAUUUCAUUGGUCAUGGUAGUAACAAAUUCUCUGUGAUUUUCCUGAGAAGGGCUAGUAGAGCCUUUUGGAAUAAAAUAUUCUCUAAACUUAUUCCAAAUGCAUUACUAUAAUAUUAACAAAUUUCUUCAUGGUAUGAUGCACAUAUUGCAUUUUUGCGAGAACAAAUUUAAUAAGCAUUACUAUAAAUAUUUAAAAAAUCACUUAUUUUUACUGUAAAAUAAUUUUCUAUCAAAAGUGCCUAUGUAUCACUCUGUUCUGAGUUUCUGAAGACAUGUUUAGUAUGCUUGUUUUAAUUUACGUAUUUUAGUUACUUGUAGUUAUGUUUUAUGUUUGCAAUAUAUAUUUCUACUGUU
Leguminivora glycinivorella is the source of this 1413-nucleotide messenger RNA. Its product is annotated as B-cell receptor-associated protein 31. Gene Ontology annotation, biological process: endoplasmic reticulum to Golgi vesicle-mediated transport; intracellular protein transport. The coding region runs from base 142 to 807 and encodes 221 amino acids. Gene Ontology annotation, cellular component: endoplasmic reticulum membrane; endoplasmic reticulum. The record is from RefSeq and is a predicted model, not a curated record. NCBI's taxonomy places the organism in Eukaryota, Metazoa, Arthropoda, Insecta, Lepidoptera, Tortricidae. The transcript has a single exon.